This is a messenger RNA of Lethenteron reissneri (Far Eastern brook lamprey), 6710 nucleotides long. It is a transcript of the gene MAPKAPK5, whose product is annotated as MAPK activated protein kinase 5. Gene Ontology annotation, molecular function: protein kinase activity; ATP binding. The record is from RefSeq and is a predicted model, not a curated record. Gene Ontology annotation, biological process: protein phosphorylation. Lineage: Eukaryota; Metazoa; Chordata; Hyperoartia; Petromyzontiformes; Petromyzontidae.
CCACCCAGUGCAGUUCCUCUGAACGUCGUCCUACACAGUCUAUAAAGAGAAGAUAGGUCCAUACUUGGAAACCUAUUCACUCGCCAGAUCUGUGAAUCUGUGUGGGGUUGAGCCGUGCUCGUAGUGGUGCUCCCCGCGCAGCAAACAGCGGCGGCAGCAGCAGCGAGAGGGGUCCACUGCCGGGCAGCAGGCCACGGCAGAAACAUCCACAGUGCUGUAGACUUAGAGUCCAUGCUGCCCGCCCUCAGCCCGUGCUGACCAGCGCGGCGAGGUAUGGCCAAAUACCCCCCUACACGACCCACAUGUGGGGCAGAGGCGCGCCCCAUUCAACAGUGGGUUGGGGUCGGCGGCGUUGCAGAAUGUGCGGUCCGUACGAGGCUUGCUGACCGGGAAAUAAAACAACAUCCCUCGCUAAUUACUCUUCUUUAUCCCGCGCUAAUAUUGUGGCCUUAAGAUGGAAAUUACAGCGUGCGACGUUUCGGGCCAUGAGCCUUCAAAGUGGGCCUGAGGCAUACGCCGAUUCUCGACGACUACACCAUCGUGUGGAACCAGAAACUCGGCUCGGGGAUCAGCGGCCCCGUCAGGCCAUGCGUCAAGAAGGCGACCGGGGAGAGAUUCGCACUCAAGAUUCUGCCGGACCGGCCCAAGGCCCGCAAUGAGAUAAAGCUGCACCUGCAGUGCUGUGGCCAUCCCAACGUGGUCAAGGUCCACGAGGUGUUCGCCAACUCCAUGCAGCUACCACACGAGGCCACGCCCAGGGCACGGCUUCUGCUGGUGAUGGAGAUGAUGGAGGGUGGGGAGUUAUUCAACAGGAUCAGCCAGUGCCGCCACUUUACUGAAAAGCAGGCCAGCAAGGUGACGCAGCAGAUCUCUCGGGCACUGCAGCACUGCCACUCUCUGAACAUCGCGCACCGUGACCUCAAACCAGAAAACCUCCUCUUCAAAGAUAACUCCCUGGAUGCGCCGCUAAAGCUGUGCGACUUCGGCUUUGCCAAGGUGGACCAGGGCGACCUCAUGACCCCGCAGUUCACACCCUACUACGUGGCCCCGCAGGUACUGGAAGCACAGAAGCAGCAUCGCAAAGAGAAGUCUGGGGUCAUCUCCCCAAACGCCACCCCCUACACCUACAACAAGAGCUGUGACCUGUGGUCUCUGGGCGUCAUCAUCUACGUGAUGCUCUGUGGGUAUCCGCCGUUCCAUUCGGAGCAGCGUGGGCGGGCCAUGCCGCGCGACAUGCGGCGCAAGAUCAUGCAGGGGAAGUUCCACUUCCCAGAGGAGGGAUGGAGCCAGAUCUCCGAGCCAGCCAAGGACGUCGUGCGCUGCCUGCUGAAGGUGAAGGCGGAGGAGAGGCUGAGUGUGGAGGGCGUGCUCGCCCACCGCUGGCUCACGUCCACCGAGGCGAUGGACAACGUGCUGCCCUCCCUCCACCUCCUCAUGGACAAGGUGGCGAUGGCCGAGCUGCAGCAGGCGCACGCAGACGCGCUGGCCAGCAUGCGCAUGCCCGAGCUCAGCGUCUCGCUCAAGCCGCUCACCUGCGUCAACAACCCUAUCCUGCGCAAGCGCAAGCUACUCCGGACCCAGCUGUGUGAGGGCAGCGCUGGGGGAGCAGAGUGCCCCCAGGGCAAGGAGGAUAGUUGCAGCUGCCCCGAAGGCCCCUCUUCAGGGGCCCCAUUCCCAGAGGACCCCUCCACAGUGGCCCCGUGCCCCCCUGAUGCGGACCGUGGGGCCAGCUGCCCCGGGGGGGUGGAGGACGUGGCGGUGGAGAAACUGAGGGAUGUCAUCGCGCAAUGCAUCCUCCCGCAAGGAGAUGAGGAUGAGGGCGGUGACGAAGGCGUCGUCCGCGCACUGCACGAUGCCUGGAGCUACAACCGAGACUGUCGCCUCCUGCGAGAUGCGUUGCACGAGGCUAGCUGGAAUGGGAUGCGCUUCACGGAAAAAGUCGACCGCUUACAUCUCGCCGAGCUCCUCAAGCAGGGCAGCUUGGCGGAUUGGAACGGUGAAGCUCUGCAACAAGCGAGGAACGCGCUACCACGAUACCACGAGGCCGCAUCACCACCCCGCCCAUGCCAGUGGUCUGGGCGGCUGCGCUCGCACCCGCGUGGCCAUGUCACUGAAGGAGGCCCCGGCGCGCACCGCCAGCUGUCCGAGACGGAACACGGGGCAGAGCGGAGACCGCUCGGGAUGGAACUCGCACGACUUGAGGACACCAGGCGUGCACCUCACACACACGCGCCGUGCCGUUCGUGGGCACGCACCGUCCGGUGCACACCCCUACCCGGGAGGAGGAGGAGGAGGGGGAGGAGAUGGUGAGCAUCAUGAGUGUGGGUGAGGUGCGAUUGGCAGUGAGGGGAGUGCCGUGGUGGACGGUAGAGGAUGCGUGCGCGGGCAGCCCCGACUGCUCCCCUCACCGUUGCCGGUGUUGAAGGUCCUCCCCGCCGGGCAGUCCCCGUCCUCUUGGCAUCGUGCACCGGGCACGUUGGGGUUCUGCGCGGAGAUGCGAGCGUGAGGCCCUGAGCUCAGGCCUCGAGCCAUAGCCCAUAGGGGCCAUAGGGGCUACACGCCCAGUGCUGCCAACCCGGCUGUUUUGCCCUGAGAUUCGCCGACUCUUUGCAACUCUUGGCAACGUUUAUUCUCGUGAAAGCGACCAGCGACAAAUUUAGCGACUUUCACAACCUCCCCAACACUCGCCCAGGAAAGCCUCUCCGAGUCUCGAGACUCUUUUUUAGGAGGGUCCUGCCAAGUGUUCACAGUAGGGGGCGAUGUUGCUGCUAUCUGAUCCCAAUUCGUAAGGUGCCCGGUCAGGAGUUGAACCCAUGUGCUUCUUACUUUGAGGUGUGACUUUUACCACUGUGCUGCUCUGCUGCCCAGAUUGCUGAAGAUGCUGGGGAGUCGGAAGCAGUUACGCUGAUCCUGGAGGUUGCUAUGAUGAGUAGGCAGCAGCUGCCCACUCUUUUAAUUGAGGAAAGAAUUGUUUCUAGAGGUGGCCAAGAGCCUAAAGCCGCCAGAUUAGCGCGGAAGAGCACCUACACCACACAAGGCGAGUGAACUGGGUGAGGACACAGUGCAGAUCUCGGAGCGAUUCUGGUGAUUAAGGAUCCUGUAUCAAUCUAAAGCUGAAGACAUCGUGGCCACAGCUGAUGAUGCCCCGACGCGUCGCUAUCAAAGCUCUCGACCCUCCGCCAGCCACCGUACACGCGACCUCCAAAAUAUGCCUCGACGGUCUCCCUCCACCUUCCCCUUGGCGACCAGACUCGUGGGGACCACCUCAAUACCUCUCUUGUCAGCAAUCGCGCUCCCCCAUCCUGCACCAGCGUCCCACCGAGUACAGCCGCUUUUCCUAAUCACCAUCUCCAACACUCGCCUGCCACGUUAAUUUCCAUUCUUCUGUAUUGCUUAUCCUGUCCUAUAUAGAUUUAAUAUGUAACACUUCGUAAAUUGUUUAGAGAAAUUAUGCCAGGCACGUGAACAACACCGCAAUCAAGCCCUGGACAGGUGGCAACCCUCAUGUAUAUUCCUGCUGCGCAUUUGUGGCCGGUAUGGUGAGGCUGAAGGUGAGGGGUGACCGAGGCUCACCUCAGCGCACAGACCCUGGCGCUGCCGGGGCGUGCUCACCAGGUUGGUGACCACAAAGAAGCGGCUCUCUCCCUGCACAAAUGGACACACGCACACUCAUCGCACACGCAUCGUGUACAUUUCUGAGAAGCUCAACUGGCUCACGUGGUGAGCUGACAGCUCCUCCCCCUAUUAUCCCUGCCCACUCACAGCUUAGCCCACCCAUCCAUUAUCAAGUGUCAAGCUUGUUUUGUUUAACCAGUAGAGGACUCAAAGAGACCAGGACGAGUCUAUUUGGCAAGAGUGAUCAGAGUCUUGAGCACGAGGGCAGAAAAUAUUCAGUCAAAGUGGAAAUGAUUUCCUGCUCAAAUGAUUAUUGAGACAUUGAUGAUCAUCUAUGUACAGCCUAACCGAGUGGAGAUUUUGGUUUCUUCUGGUAGGUGGGGGUGAAUCUCCGUAGGAGAGCCACUUCCCCACAAAGCGGUGCUCUAAAUCUUACACCAUGUCGAUGUCCCAAUUCCCACCAAUGCGUCAUGAGGGGAACCCUAGGGGGUUGCUGAGUGAUAGGACGGGCAACUCCUAAUGGGAAGGUUGCGAGUUCAAAUCCUGGUUGGGGCUUGACUCGGCCCAUCAUCUCCCUGGAGUCAAUAACAUGACUACAACUUUGUGGACAAGUCACAGUGGUCGUCUAAUGGGUAAACUUGUCCCCACAAUAUAAAUGAGUAAUUUUCACUUCUAACUCAGGACUGUUCACGAUAAUUGAGCACCAAUGUCUCAAUGUUCACGUGAGUAGCAGAUGGCUAUGAAUCGUCUCACUAGGGACUCGCCCGGCCAAACCAAAACGUUGGGUAUCUUCAGAGUAACGCCUUCAUGGAGCAGGCUGCACUAGGAACGGUGUGGUCUGGGCCUCUCCACCACGUGGGCCUCACCUGCGGCGGGAUCACGUAGUCGGCCGUGUCCCAGAGCCGCUGGCCAGGCCCCUCCGUCGAGUUGGUGAGCGCGACCCCCUUGACCUUUGUGAUGACCGAGGUCUCGGGGUCAGGGUCUGUCUCCUGGUAGCCUUUCUUUACGACGAACACCCACCUGUGAGUGCGUAGCCAUCGCACGGCAGUCACUCGCUCGUUAGUCGAGUUUGUUCAUUUUGUUUAGCCAGGUGAGAACUCGAGAGACACGGACAGUCUAAUUUGCAAGAGUCACCGGGGUCACCAAAGUGACAAAUGCAACAAUGUAACAACAAGUAAGCAACGCAUCAAAUAAAACUGAUAAGUUGAAACAAACAGAAAUCAGAACAAAAUCAACCGCAUUACAGGAGAAUCAAAAAGAGCACAAUCAUACACAAUAAUACAGGGUUUUGAAAAAGAUGGGCCCAAUUUCAAAGCAGUAUAUUUCACGAUGGCAACAUGUUACAAUUACACAAAGUUACAAACGGUUAAAUGAGUUAUCAAGUUUUACUAACCAUUUUAUAAAUGUUCUAUGUGCCCUCCACCUGCUGUACGGACAACAUCGAGACGAUAUUUGAAUUGGUCCCAAACGCCUCUCUUACGUUUUCCUCUGAGGUGCAUGGUCACCCUGUGCUCUUCCCCUUACAUAAACAGCCUGUUUCCUCAAAUUAUCGGUACCAACGACGAAUGCUCUUUGACAUUGGCGGAUCAAUGCCAAAACGCCGUUGAAACGCACGCUGCACCGCAAUUACGGAUUCAGUCUUGCUGAACUGCAGAACGCAAAACGCCCCUUGUGUUGCGCGGUCGCCGUCUUGCGAAUGACUGAGGCUGGGGGCUGUUUGUGCGCUGGGAGAGGCAUCUCGCGGUCAUCAUUUUAAACUCUAUGCCCCGCCCCUCUCUAUGCCCCGCCCUUUCAAGUGAUAAGAGUUUCAUUCAUGGGCGGUUCAUGGUUGCAGAGAUAUAGCGAUUUCAAAUCAAGUCCAUCUUUUUGAAACACCCUGUACAGUAUAUUAAAUCAAAUACAUUCCCGGAACAAAAGUUUGCUCGAUGAAUGUUUAAAAUGUAUCGUAGUCGAGUUGUAAAGGCGCACGUGAGGUGCGGUGAUCCACUCACGCGGCUGCUCGGCCAGAACCAUUUAGUCCACCGGUCAAUUUCCAUUUUGUCUUUCAAUCUCGCCUGUAUUUGCCAUCAUCUUGUUCAUACAGAUCGGUUAGCUUCAUUCACCCAGGUUUAACAUGAGAAAGUAAUUUGCCUAAAACCAGGGAUUAAUCUCACUGAAUAUUGCCCAGGUCGCUGGUUCACUCGAGUAGGUGGGACGUGGCUUUGACGUAGUUACGCCCAGGGCGAGAGGUGUACUAUACUCGACGUGGUGUGCCGGUUACGGAUAUAUCUUUACUGGGUUACGGAGUCGGGCAGAUUCAGCUGAAAUGAAGCCCUGCCUAAAAGGUGAACCAUGCAUUCACACUUGUGCACCGGCAAUUGUGUCGGUGUAGAAAACUGUGCCACGUGCUGAUGCAGCCGUGACGUAGAGUGGACCAGUCAGUGGGGAGAGCUCUGCAGGAUCUGGCACGGUUAACACAAUCAUGUGGCAUGCUUCUCAAAAUAUCCGCGUAUCGUUACGCGGCUCUGAGGACAGGCGCAAUGAAAAGCGAGGUUAUCAACCCCGCAGCGAGUUCUGCGCUAUGAUUUGUGACGACGCAGAGGGGGUGACGAUGUGAAGCCGCUCAUCUCACGCUGGUGGAAAAGUCGGUACUCGCACUUGCAUGAUCAUGGUGAGUCUAAUCCCCCUGUAGGCACCACACAUGCCAGCCCCAGUGUCAGUAUGUGGUAGAGUUCAAACAAUAUUCACAAACAAAAUCCGGACAAAUCUCUCAAGUCAACCUGGGUGUAACAUACCUGUGUAAGGUCUUUUAAUAAAUUCCACGUAGAACGAGCACCAUAUCUCAGUACUAAUCGCUUCCGCCCGAACACAGCUACCAGUUCCCGGACUGUCUGGGUCUAACCCAAUUCCUGAUGCCCCCACACACCGGGGGGGUCGCCAGCAACCCCGGCAGGUGACGACCCCGAUGUGUGGGCAGGAAUUAUGCAAACAAGGCGCGUGGCCCCUUUCUCCUUGGGGGGACACGGUGAGUCCGUCCGGGUGCCAACCUCGAUUUGCUGAAACUCGCACCCCCCAUGUCCUACUCGGAUAUUCCGCCCACGAUGCGGUACUCCUGC